This is a messenger RNA of Acanthoscelides obtectus, 888 nucleotides long. Lineage: Eukaryota; Metazoa; Arthropoda; Insecta; Coleoptera; Chrysomelidae. The record is from the annotation of a GenBank genome assembly.
AUGAAACCAUCUAAACUGCAAGAUCAUCUGAGAAGAUGUCACCCUGAUAAAACAGAGAAAGAUUUGAAAUACUUUCAAACACUCAAAGAUAAAUUUCAGAAGAGACCUACACUGGACAGAAUGUUCGCUUCGACGUCACAAAGAAAUGAUGAUGGUUUACGGGCGUCUUACAAUAUCUCGUUACUUAUAGCAAAAUCCGGAAAACCGCAUACUAUCGGAGAGAAGUUAAUUUUGCCAGCCGUUGAAGAGGUUUUAAAAACUGUUUUACACAAACCUGCAUCUGAUAUCAUUAAAAGAAUUCCAUUAAGCAACAAUACUGUUGAAAGACGUAUUGAUGGAAUGAGUUCUGAUAUUGAAAGCUUCUUAUGUAAUUAUUUGCAACCGACCCAUUUCUCUAUAGAACUGGACGAGUCAACUUUACCUGUUAAUCCUGCAUUAUUAUUGGCAUAUGUUCGUUUUAUUAUGAAUCAAGAAAUCUACGAAGAACUGCUCUUCGCAAGAACUUUGAUUACCGACACUAGAGGUGAAUCAAUAUUUCAUGUUUUGGAGGAUUACUUCAUUGAAAAAGCAAUUCCUUUAUCAAAUAUAAUAUCAGUAGCUACAGAUGGAGCACCUGCCAUGACAAGCUGCCAGGAAGACGACGUUUCAACUUACGUUCAACAUUUAAAUGCCCUCUAUUCAGAUUUUGAAUCUAGGUUUGAGGAUAUUUUGACUAUGGUAAUACCACCGUGGAUAAUUAAUCCAUAUGGUGACAUAGAAGAAACGAAUGUCAUAAUACAAGAGGAACUGACUGAACUAAGUACAGACGAAGAACUUAAGGUCCAGCUUAAAAUCGGAUAUCAGCAAUUCUGGAUGCAAAACAACAUACCCGUUACUUAUCCCGUAUAA